Molecule: messenger RNA, 2493 nt
Organism: Symphalangus syndactylus (siamang)
Lineage: Eukaryota; Metazoa; Chordata; Mammalia; Primates; Hylobatidae
Product: tubulin beta-8 chain-like
Biological process (GO): microtubule-based process
Cellular component (GO): microtubule
Molecular function (GO): GTPase activity; GTP binding; structural constituent of cytoskeleton
Source: RefSeq, a predicted model, not a curated record
GAUGCCCUUGUAGAUGCUGCAGCCAAGGGUCCUGCACUGAAAGGGCCAAUGAAGCUUAUGGGCGUGCUGGUCAGCAUGCAUAGAACUGGGCCAGAAUACUCUGAAGAAGAACAAAAAUGGGCCAGGGAUUGCAUUUCAGUCCAGGGCCCCUCUGGCUGGCUGAAUGAUGGUAAUAAACUACUAAUGCCAAGUAGCAAUCACAGGGAUAUAAUUCAGCACUUUCAUGAUUCUUUUCACCCUAGAAGGGAUUCUUUGUUUCUGUUAAUGUCUCAUUUGUUUAUAGGGGUAAAUCUUUUCAAAACACUAAAACAGGUGACUCAGCACUGUCAGCUCUGUGCCAGCGAUUUUCUCUUUCUCCAGUUAAACCUGUCCAAAAUUGAGGAACCUAUCCAGGUGAGAACUGGCAACUCUAAUUUACACCGAUGCCUUCCUGCAGGAGAUUCAAAUAUUUGCUAAUGCUUACUGAUACCGUCACUGGUUAGAUUGAUGCAUUCCCCACCUUAUCUGAAAAAUGUUUACUAGAAGAAAUAACUCCUCAGUCUGGGUAAUCUAAAAGCCUGCAAAGUGACAAUGGCCCACCUUCCACAGCAGGCGUAACCCAUCACCUAUGCUCAGCUUUAAGAAUCCAAUAUCACCUUCACUCUGCUGGAGACCGCAGUCCUCGGGAAAGGUCAAAGGGCUAAUCUUACUGUAAAGAAGACUCUAGCUAAAUCAGAGGCCUGACUAUCUCUAACACCCAUAGCUUACUGCGGGUUAGAACUGCUCCAAAGUAAAACGUGUAAUUAAGUCCUGUUGAGUUAACAUAUGGAAGGCCUUUCCUAAGCACAGAUCUCCUAAUAGAUGAAAGGACGCAUCCAUUACAAAAAUAUGUCAUCAAUCUAGGACAGGUGCAAAGGCACGUUGUGAAUAUGGAAACAAGAGUCUUCCCCUCCCACAUGGGAGGAAAAUUCAGUUUCAGCUCAGCUAGGGAUCUAGUCUCACUAAAGACGCGGGAGGAAGUUCUCCAGCUGAGCAGCUUUCCCCAACGUGGAAAGGACCACAGGAAGGACACCUGAGCUCUCCCACAGACGUUCAACGCCAAGGGAUUCACAGUUCUGGGAGGUGAUCUCCGAUGAACAUGCCGUCGACUGCUGGCACCUACCACGGGGACAGCCACCUGCAGCUGGAGCGCAUCGACGUGUACUACAACGAGGCCAGCGGUGGCAGGUACGUGCUCCGCGCUGUGCUUGUGGAUCUGGAGCCGGGCACCAUGGACUCUGUGCGCUCAGGGCCCUUCGGGCAGAUUUUCAGGCCAGACAACUUCAUCUUCGGUCAGUGUGGGGCCGGAAACAACUGGGCCAAGGGACACUACACAGAAGGCGCGGAGCUGAUGGGGUCAGUGAUGGACGUUGUCAGAAAGGAGGCGGAGAGCUGUGACUGCCUGCAGGGUUUCCAGCUGACCCACUGCAUGGGUGGGGGGACUGGGUUUGGGAUGGGUACCCUUCUGCUCAGUAAGAUCCGGGAGGAGUACCCAGACAGGAUCAUAAACACAUUCAGCAUCCUGCCCUCGCCCAAGGUGUCAGACACCGUGGUGGAGCCCUACAACGCCACCCUCUCAGUCCACCAGCUCAUAGAACAUGCGGAUGAGACCUUUUGUAUAGACAAUGAAGCGCUAUAUGACAUAUGUUCCAGGACACUAAAACUGCCCACACCCACCUAUGGUGAUCUGAACUACCUGGUGUCUGCUACCAUGAGUGGGGUCACCACGUGCCUGCGCUUCCCAGGCCAGCUGAAUGCUGACCUGCGGAAGCUGGCUGUGAACAUGGUCCCGUUUCCCCGGCUGCAUUUCUUCAUGCCUGGCUUUGUCCCACUGACCAGCCGGGGCAGCCAGCAGUACCGGGCCUUGACUGUGGCUGAGCUUACCCAGCAGAUGUUUGAUGCUAAGAACAUGAUGGCCGCUUGUGACCCCCGCCAUGGCCGGUAUCUAACAGCGGCUGCCAUUUUCAGGGGUCACAUGCCCGUGAGGGAGGUGGAUGAACAAAUGUUCAACGUUCAGGAUAAGAACAGUAGCUACUUUGCUGACUGGCUCCCCAACAAUGUAAAAACAGCCGUCUGUGACAUCCCACCCCGGGGGCUAAAAAUGUCAGUCACCUUCAUUGGGAAUAAUACGGCCAUCCAGGAACUCUUCAAGCGUGUCUCAGAACAGUUUACAGCAAUGUUCAGGUGAAAGGCCUUUCUCCACUGGUACACGGGCGAGGGCAUGGAUGAGAUGGAAUUCACCGAGGCCGAGAGCAACAUGAACGACCUGGUGUCUGAAUAUUAGCAAUAUCAGGAUGCCACGGCUGAGGAGGAGGAGGAUGAAGAGUAUGCUGAGGAGGAGGUGGCCUAGAACUCUCCUUUUCUAGGUAAGGGGGGGAAGCAGUGUGGAUUUUUUACUGUGAUCUGACAGCUAUGUGUCACUACACGCUUGUUCGUUUGUGUCUUCGCAUCUCCUGCAUUUUAAAGCAUUUUUAU